This is a messenger RNA of Vitrella brassicaformis, 2657 nucleotides long. Lineage: Eukaryota; Vitrellaceae. The record is from the annotation of a GenBank genome assembly.
AUUCACUUGUGCGUGCAGUGCAGUACGAUCGACAGUCGGAUAAAGGUCUCUGCAUGGAUGAUCUUCCAUGGUCUCACGAAACGCACCGCCCUUAGCACAGUAUGUCGAGGAGAAUGAAUGUCCUACUGCCUUGUUCGCUCAGAACUAGGCGAACAUGACACACGGAGGCAUCACACCGACACAUCAAUGAAUACACCGACACACGUGUCUCUCCAGCCAGAUAGCCAUAAAUAUCAUCUCUCGUCCGUGAGGGUCAGUGGCGGGAACAAUGAUCGCAGGAGGGCCGGGGUGAGCGUGGCGAAGCCGUCGAAGAGAUGGUUUCGGUAGGUGUAGGCAGGGCCCGACCCAGCAGACAGCAGACGGGCGUGCUGGCUAUCGCCCUCGAGCUCGUGCAGCCGCAGAUGAGCCAGCCGGGCAGCUGCGCUCAUGUACGCUAAACCUGCAGUCAGCAACACAACAGGAACACGAGCAUAGGUGCAGUGCACGUGUGUGAACAAGUGACUGAGUGAGCUACCCGCCACGGCUGAAGUGAAGUACUGCGGGAAGGUCUCCUCUGGGCAUGACUUCUCGGCCGCAGCAAAGGAUGCCUGCAGCGUGGCCACGAGACACCCCGACCCGGUCAUGUUGCCCACGAACGGAUCGCUGUAACUCAGCUGAAUGAAUAUGAAUGGAACCAACCAACCAGCCAUAGAGCGCACAUGAAUGACCACACAGGUAUGGAAUAGAAAGCCAGUCGAUCCCUCCAUCCCCUCUCACCUCUGCGCUGAGUUUGGGGUCGCCCACAAUGACGUCCCUCUUGCCCGACAUGCACGCGACAGCUCCACUGGCGCCAGUGAGGCCCCUCAAAAUGGACAGCGGGUCGUCAACAUCUCCUGCACAAACACACGCACCAUGUGUCUGUCCUGAAGACCAGGUCCGGUCGUACCUAUUGAGUCAACGCCCCUCACUUGCGCGCCGCCCUGGGCGUCCAGUUUGGGCAUCGCAUUGAGGGCCUUGGCGAGGGCUGUCAUCUCACCGCCGUUGCCCUUGACAAUGCGGACCCCGCCAUCCUCCAAGAGAGCCUGAACAGAGAGAGGGACAGGACGGCUGCACAUUAUGCAGGGUGUCCGCCUCCGUGUGUGAUCGUCAUUGACCCACCUUGAAUGUGUCUGUACGUAUGGUGGUGGCGCCGCACCCAACAGGGUCGAGCACAACGGGCGAGCCGGUCUUUUCUCGCGCCGUCCUCAGCGCAAUCCUGGCCGCUUCUGUCACUCACAAACACAAACACGCACCACAUGGCCAUGGCAUGGCCUCCUCAGGCCUACCGCUCCUCACCUCUCCAUUGAUGGUCCAGUGUGCCGCCGUUCAGCACCACAGCGGACGAGAAGGCCCCCAGCUGCUCGGUCUCCUCACUUUCGAGUGACAUGAUCGGCGACGCGCCGACGAAGAGCGUGGCGUUGGCCGUCUGGGUGGUCACCACAUCGUUGGUCAGAUGGUGCACCAGGAACGGACCGCACUCAGCUGAGUGGCGCAGGUGGUCCAGCAGGCGAUGGACACCCGCAUAAAGCGCUGCCACGCUCUGCAGCCACAGGCAGACAGACAUGACUGACAUGCCCGCACACAGACGGAGAGGCACGAUCCAUACCUCACCUUGCCGUGUCUGCACGUGUCAACGGCCAAUCGAUACGCCUCGGCGACUUCACGGACGUUGGAAACGUCCUCGCCCAGCAGACCUGACACGCAUAAAGGCCACCGACAUGUCCCACUCGCUCUCCUUCUGCGUAACUCGGUGAGUCUGUCAGCUGUUCUCACCUGACACGGCGCACACGCCAUUUGGUUUGGCCUUGGAAUAGACCGUUGGAACAUUGGCAGGAACGAUGCCACCUGACAAACAGACAACGAACAGCAACAGCAGGAUGCAUCCACCCACCCACCACCGUCCACAGCUGUGCCCCGGCCUACCUAUAGCCAGCAGUGGUGGCACGGAUGGCAGCCGCAAGUCGGCAGCCGCGGCAGCCACAUGGCGCUCCACGGCGGCCAGCCCCUCCGGCCCUAUCGGCUGCACCUGCUUGGUGCUCGUCGCAAAAAUGGCGUUUGGCGCCACAUAGUCCGCCCUCGCAUCCUCCUUCAGCGCCUCCCACACGCUCUCGGGCCGCUUCACGUCCACAGUGACACCCAGUAUCCUCUCUGGGCCGAUGAUUGACCGCACGGCGCUAGGCGGCAUGUCGUCCUGGCCCACGUGUACGCCAUCUGCAUCGAGGGCCACGGCGAUGUCUGCACGGUUGUUGACGAUCAGAGGCACGCCGUAUCGCUGCAGGAUGGGUUUGAGCCUCCUGCCGAGGUCGAGAAACUCGUGAUCAGAGGCCUUCUUGAGCCGCAGCUGGACGCACGUGACACCACCGCGGAUGGCCUCGGUGAUGCGUCGCUCGAUUGAUGAGCCGCCGGUGACGAAUGCAUCGUCAGUCACGAGAUACACACCGUAAUCGACGAGGCGACGCAAGCGACGGAACAUUGGUCGGUUAUUGGGGAGAUCUCUUGAUGAUUGUCGUGUGAGUCGCCUCCAAAUGCACGAAGGGCGCAAGAAGAAGGCGCACGCGUCAAGAUGAGGCUGACCUUCAGCAACAUCGGUUUCACGUGACACCCUAGGCGAGCUUCGCCUCCGAUCUUUUCCCUCGUUC